GAGAGAGAGAGAGAAUGUGUUUGUGCGGCUGUGGAUUUGUGAGCCUCCUAAUAUAUAAACGCGCAUGUCUCGUGGCUUUUGAACGCGUCACUCGGAUGGAUGGAUGAACUCCAGUCAGCAUUAGUAGCGUCUCGGGGCUGCAGAACACACGGUCACGAUGCGGACGGUGGUGGGGUUGCUCUCUGUGAUUAUGCUGUAUGUGCUCCUGAAUGAUGCUACGGUGGAAAGCACUGCAGAAUUUGAUCCAUAUAAGGUUUUAGGAGUCACCAGAAGUGCAAGCCAAGCAGAAAUCAAGAAAGUCUACAAACGCCUGGCCAAAGAAUGGCAUCCUGAUAAAAACAAAAAUCCUGAAGCAGAAGACAUGUUCAUCAAGAUUACAAAGUCUUAUGAGAUCUUAACAAAUGAGGAGAAGAGAGCCAGUUACGAUCGCUAUGGACAAACAGAUGAUACUCAACCGUAUGGCCACCGUCAUCACGGAUUCCGGCACUUUCAUGACAACUUCUACUUCGACGAGUCUUUCUUCCACUUUCCCUUCAACAAUAAGGGAGGCCGGGACUUCGCUGACAGCAAGUACACGUUGCACUUCAACCAGUAUGUCAACGAAGUCGUUCCCGACAGCUUCAAGAGGCCUUACUUGAUCAAGAUAACCUCAGAUUGGUGCUUCAGCUGCAUACAUAUCGAGCCAGUCUGGAAAGAAACAGUGCAGGAGUUGGAAACUCUGGGAAUUGGGAUUGGUGUGGUUGAUGUCGGAUACGAGCGACGUUUAGCAAAUCACUUGGGCGCACAUCAGACUCCAUCCAUCCUUGGUGUCGUCAAUGGAAAAGUCUCUUUCUUUCAUUACGCUGUCGUCAAAGAACACUUGAUACAGUUUGUAGAUGACUUGCUGCCACAAAGACUAAUUGAAAAGGUUACAGAUAAGAACAACCACGAGUUUCUGAAGAGCUGGCAUGAGCUGAACAAGCCACAUGUACUCCUGUUUGACCAAGUGCCUUCUGUUCCUCUGCUUUAUAAGCUUACAGCGUUUGCCUUCAAGGAUUAUGUGCAGUUUGGAUAUGUAGAUCAAGGUCUUUCUGAGACUGCUGAGCUGCUCAGAAAGUUCAAUAUAAACACUUAUGCGCCGACCAUGCUGGUUUUCAAAGAGGACGUGGAGAAGCCUGCCGACAUAAUACAGGCUAAAGGGAUGAAGAAGCAGAUAAUAGACGAGUUCAUCUCCAACAACAAGUUCCUCCUGGCUCCUCGUCUGGUUAAUCAAAAGCUAUUCGACGAGCUUUGUCCUGUCAAACAGUUCCAUCGACGCAGGAAAUAUUGCAUUCUACUCAUCACUGGUGAAGACGAGUCCUACAUCCCUGGAAAUGAAGCCUUCCUCUUGCUAGCCUCUGCUAAUGCUAAUGACGUACUGCGGUUUGCAUACGUUUACCAUCGACGUCAACAGCCUCUAUGUGACAUUCUGCUAAAGGACAAAGAUGACACAGCACCACAGGUGGUGAUUUUAGAGAGGCGCAACGGGGCUGGAAAGAUUCUUUAUAAGCCGUUAUUGGGAGGAUGGAACGGCAGUAAGGAGGACAAACACAAACUCCUGGAGGAGCUGCAAAGACUGCAGAAAGAUCCCUCCAUCCUCAACUACAAUGCCAUCCUGCCAGAGCUCAACAAUGAGUUUGCUUCUAUGUUUUUAGUGAGAUGGAUUUACACGGCAUAUGAUUACUUGUCUGAAAUUAUCGACGACCUUCUUCAUAAUAACUGGCGUGAGAUGAUGCCCCUUCUGUCCUUGAUAUUCUCUGCACUCUUUAUUUUAUUUGGCACUGUAGUUAUUCAAGCUUUCAGUGACUCAAGUGAGGAAAAACAGCCCAAAAUGAAAGUGAAAGAGACAAAGAGCGAGAACGGUUCGCCAAACACCUCCAACGCAUCCAGCAGUCGGCCACCAAAGAAGAACUUUGUGGAGGUGACAGAGUUGACUGACAUCACUUAUACCAGUAACCUGGUGAAGCUGAGGCCGGGUCACAUUAAUGUAGUGCUGGUUCUUACUGAUGGCACCAAAAACAUCCUGCUCAGCAAGUUUGCCAAGGAGGUUUAUUCAUUCACCGGGAGUUUGACGCUCCACUUCUCCUUCCUGAAUGUGGAUAAACACAAAGAAUGGAUGGCAGCGGUGCUGGAAUUUGCCCAGGACGCCAUGCAGAUCGACACAGAUGAGGAUGAAAUGGGCACUCGUAAAGUCGACUACACUGGCUAUGUCCUAGCGCUCAAUGGCCAUAAGAAAUACCUGUGUCUCUUUAAGCCAGUCUACACGGGAGAAGACUUGGAUGGAAAAGCAGAAGAGGAAGGAGGAGUAUCGCGAUCCAGAAAAAGCACGACACGUUCUCGAUCCACAUCUCUUCAGAUCCACCACAAACUGGACCGACUCGGCCUAUGGAUGGAGCGGCUGAUGGAAGGGACUCUGCCCCGAUACUAUGUCCCAGCCUGGCCCGGUCUGGAUAAGAUCACCGUCAAUAAAUAAAGCCUCGCUGAAGCUAGCUUGCUAAUGCUGGAGCUAAUACUCAAAUUGGUUUAAAAGCACCAAAAGGCCUCGGCGAAUGCAGGCUUGUUGCCGCUCGGAGUGCAGAUGAUGGCGAGUGACUUUCGUUUAGCGUUAGAGGAAAGAAAAGUGGUUAAAAGUGCUUGAGUUCUACAUUGAAACCUUACAUAUUAAAACUAAAAUACAGUGGGGCAAAUAAAUAUUUACCACGUCA
Messenger RNA from Danio rerio (zebrafish), 2723 nucleotides. The record is from RefSeq and is a predicted model, not a curated record. NCBI's taxonomy places the organism in Eukaryota, Metazoa, Chordata, Actinopteri, Cypriniformes, Danionidae.